ACUGUUCCUUACCCCACCACCUUCCCAGUUCUCUAUAUAAACCUCCUUAUACGCUGCAAAAUCCCAACACGACAUCCCAACCCGUCCGUUCCCUUUUCAUAUAUAUUCCCAUAACGUUUUUCCUUCUCCUGUAUAUCUAUCGGUUAACCAUUUCUAGCCGCUUCAUAUUGGUCCUCCGUAGACAUGUCUCCUUCAACGGCGAUAACUCGCGAGAGCAGCGAGGAGGGAGAUGAUGAUACACCAGAAAGCGACUACCUUUAUAAAGGUGUGAAACAGCUUUCUGAAAAUGGCCUUCACAGGGUCCCUCCUAGGUAUAUAUUCCCUGCCUCAGACCGACCCAAUACCAGCGUGGAAGAACAAUAUGCUCCCGAUUUAAAUCUAAUUCAGCUGCCCAUCAUUGAUUUUGGUGAGUUGCUAGGACCCAAUAGGCCCCAAGUCCUUCAUUCCCUCUCUCAUGCUUGUGAACACUAUGGAUUUUUUCAGCUGGUAAAUCAUGGGAUUCCAGAUGAUGUUCUGAGGAGAAUGAUGGAUGUGAGUUGGAGGUUCUUCGAUCUUCCUUACGAGGAAAGAGCCAGGUUCAUGACAACAGACGUGCAAGCCCCUGUCCGAUAUGGGACUAGUUACAGCCCCACCAGAGAGACAGUCUUUUGCUGGAGGGACUUCCUUAAGCUCCUGUGCCAUCCCUUACCUGAUUUCCUUCCCCAUUGGCCUCCUUCCCCCGUGGACUUGCGGAAAGUGGCGGCUACCUACGCAGAAAGAACCAGGUACUUGUUCCUAACGUUAGUGGAGGCCAUUCUAGAGAGCCUGGGCUUAGGAAUUGAGCAGCAAGCCAAAAAAGACGAGACAGAAGCAGAAGAAGAAGAAGACAUUUUAAUUAAAGGUUUCCAAGAUGGUAGCCAGAUGAUUGUGGCCAAUUACUACCCGCCAUGCCCAGAACCAGAGCUAACUCUCGGGAUCCCUCCUCACUCUGAUUAUGGCUUCCUCACGCUUCUCCUCCAGGACGAGGUUGGGGGCCUGCAGAUCCAACAUCAAGCCCAAUGGGUCACCGUUCGUCCUGUCCCCAACACUUUCGUCGUUAACCUCGGCGAUCACAUGGAGAUAUUUAGCAAUGGCAAGUACAAGAGCGUUCUGCAUAGGGCUUUGGUGAACGCGGCGAAGAGUCGAAUAUCUGUGGUGUCUCUGCAUAGCCUUCCGUUUAGCUGCACGGUGAGGCCGUCGUCGAAGCUCGUCAACGAGAUGAAUCCAAAGCUUUAUAAGGACACGAAUUUUGGCGACUUUCUCGAGUACCUUUCCACCAGAGAACUCAAGAGAAAGGAUUUUCUCGAGUCUAGGAAGUUACCGAAAUAAUGAACGUAACUAAUCUGUGACUGUAAGUAAUUCACCAUCCAGAAAUGGUAAAGAAGAAGAUACGGAACAUGGGUUCUGUCUCUUCAUUGUAGGGUACGGUCUUGAGAAAGACAUAUUGAUUACAUGCACACAAAGCCCUGCUGUACUAAUUACCAAAGAGGAAACAAAUAGAAGAGAAAGCCUGCCACGUGGAAAGAAUAUUUUCGGAUCAAUAAUGGUAACUUUUCUGGGGGCGCGCACCCACACAUAUUGAUAACUUUUUUUUUGGAGCGAUAUUGAUGACUUGAUACUAGGUACUAACACAGAUGCGCGCUUUCAAUUUCCUGUGGAUUGUCAGUCAUGUCACGUAUGUGUUGAAUCAGUGUGGUUUGAAAAUCAAUUAAACCAACUGCGUUUCAUAUAA
Neltuma alba is the source of this 1750-nucleotide messenger RNA. Its product is annotated as protein DMR6-LIKE OXYGENASE 2-like. The transcript is spliced from 4 exons. Lineage: Eukaryota; Viridiplantae; Streptophyta; Magnoliopsida; Fabales; Fabaceae. Bases 184 to 1347 code for a protein of 387 amino acids. The record is from RefSeq and is a predicted model, not a curated record.